Molecule: messenger RNA, 1650 nt
Organism: Macrobrachium nipponense
Lineage: Eukaryota; Metazoa; Arthropoda; Malacostraca; Decapoda; Palaemonidae
Product: trichohyalin-like
Exons: 1
Coding region: 1-1650 (549 amino acids)
Source: RefSeq, a predicted model, not a curated record
AUGCCUGUUGCUGUUAUUAGUAUUGCGUUGAAAGGUGGUAUGGCUCAGUUCCUGAGUGGAGCUUUGACACUAUCGUUUAUAACUAUUUGCGCUCUUCCUUUAUUUGCUGUACGCAAUUUGUGGAGGAAGAGAGGCAAGGACCAACCAAGGAUGGAAACUCUGGACAACGAAGUGGCUAGUUUGCGCCGAGAAUUGGAUGUCGCCCAUAGGAGGAACGACAACCUAAAGGAAAUUCUUCUGGAACGAGUCAGGAAGGAGUGUGGCGAGCUCUUGUCGACCAAAGAGGUGGAAAAUGCAGUCUUGCAGGUCCAAGACCUUUUGGACAUGGCCGAGGAGGCAGAUGCUAGAGUUCUGGAAGUAGAGGCCAAGAUGGAGGCUAUCUGCCUAGAGAACCAGAGCCUGCAGAGGAAGGCACUAGAGGACCAGCAGGCUUUGGGCAAUCAUCAGAAGGAAAUUCUAGGACUGAGAGAAAGUCAGGUUGCAAAGGAAAACGAUCUUUUGCAGAAUAAGAAGGAUAUUGCUGAACUGAAAAGGCAAAACGCCUCGGAACAUGAAAAGCUAUUGGAAUAUGAGAGGAUGAACCAAGAGCUACAGAAAGAACUGGCUGGAAAAAAUGAGCAGAUAGAGGGGCUCUUGGUGCAAGAUACCAAUAAGCAAAUGGAACUGGAUGAACUUCGUAAGGAACUAGAGGCGAAAGCGAAAGAAUCUGUCAACUGCAAUGAAAGCAAAGAGCAAUUUGAGAAAAUAAUAGUUGAAAAACAACGAGAAAUCUGUGAGCUUCGAAGAGAGAUAGAAGACAGAGGUAGUGAUACAUACAAGCUUGUUUUUUGUGAGAAGGAAGUUGAAUGUCUCAAGAGGGAAUUAGAAGAAAAGCAAUUGGCUUUUGAUGAACUUGUAAGCCAAAAUGAAAGAAAUGAAAAAGCUUUAAUUGAAAAAGCACUUGAAAAACAAAAAGAAAUUGAUAAACUUCGAAAGGACGUGGAAGACCGAGAGAAAGAAAUGGACACGUAUAUUCAAAAGGAGAAGGAAAUGAAUGAUUUCAAGGAAGAAUUAAAAGACAAGAUAUUACUUUUCGAUAGAAUAUUGAGUCUAAAUGAAAGAAAUGAAAAAGUAGUAAAUGAAAAACAAAAAGAAAUUAAUGAACUUAAAAAGCAAUUGGAAGACAAAGAUAGGGAAAUGGACAGGCGUAUUCAAGACGAGAAGCUCUCCAACUGUGGUCAGAUCACUGGGAAAGAAGACAAAGCAGAUCCUCUCGAGGAGGAACUUGGGGAGAAGGAACAACACGAGAUUGAAGAGCUCCUGAAGGAGUUGAAGAAGAAGCAGCGGGAGAUUGAGGAGCUUUCGUGUCAAAACCUGAGACAAGAAGAGGAACUACAAACGAAGCAGAAGGAAGUUGAACGGAUUGAGAACCUAAGAGAACAAGAUCGGGCCCAGCACUUGGAGUACGUGGAAUCUUGCUUUGGAGAAAUAAACGAGCGCAUAGGCAAGAAGAUCAUCGAGAUGGAAGUAGAGCUCUUUUGUCUACGCGGAGAAGUUCAGCAGAAGAACAGAUUGCUGAAGGAACUUGGAGUCCCGUUGGAAAUUCUCAACCAGGAGCCGGGACAAGUGGAGGAUGAAAAAGGAAGCUCGUCUUCAACAGCUGGUUGCUGA